UUCUUCGUUCCCUCCUUCCCUCCCUCUCGGUCAGACCCGCCCUGCCCAACCCUGGGUGCAGGAAGCACCGUCUCUCCCCUCCGGCCUUUCGCCAGCUGCCAUGGCUGCUGCAGGGGGACCAGGUGCCUGGCGGGGCCUCUUCGCCCUGAGCGCAGCCGCUCGGCACUCGCUGGACAAGGCCCUACAAGGGCUGGAGAAGUUGCAGCGGCUGGUGGAGCAGCCGGGGCUGGGGCUGAGGAACAGCCCCCCCUGCCUGCUCCAGCUCCUGCCCCAGAUGCGCCAGCACCUGCUGCUGAUCCGGGGCCAGCCUGGGGCCAGCCUGAGCUGCCUCUGGGAGGCCGGCUACUUCCCUGUCUACAUCAACAACCUGCAGCGCAAGGUCAAGCAGGCCACCAAGCUCUUCAAGGGAGACCCGGUUGGAAUUUUCCAGGAGGGGUCGGCCUCCAGGAGGAUGCUGACCAAGCUGUCGCUGAUCUUCAGCCACAUGCUGGGGGAGCUCCGAGCACUGAUCCCCAAUGGGCAGGACCAGGGGCAUCAGUACCAGCCCAGCCAGCCACCCGCCAAGGCCUUCUGGAGAGGGACAUGGGGGGCACGGAGCCUGGUGUCAUGGAGCGAGUUCCAGGCGGGGCUGCAGCGGGUUCACCCCAUGGCGCCCGGCCCCAUGGCGGCAGCCCUGAAAGCCACCAUGGACCUGACCUGCAGCGACCACGUGUCCAUCUUUGAGUUCGACAUCUUCACUCGCCUCUUCCAGCCCUGGCCCACACUGCUGAAGAACUGGACGCACCUGGCAGUGACGCACCCGGGCUACGUGGCCUUCCUGACCUACGACGAAGUGAGGGCGCGGCUGCAAACCUACUCCAACAAGCCGGGCAGCUAUGUGUUUCGGCUCAGCUGCACGCGGCUGGGGCAGUGGGCCAUCGGCUACGUGAGCCGGGACGGGAGCAUCCUGCAGACCAUCCCACAGGACAGACCCCUCUUCCAGGCUCUGAUCGAGGGGCACAAGGAGGGCUUUUACCUGUAUCCAGAUGGGAAGAACGUGAAUCCGGACCUGACAGAGCUGACAGAAUCGACGCCUCAGAGCCGGAUCGAGGUCUCACCGGACCAAGCCCAGCUCUACUCCCAGAUGGGAUCCACCUUCCAGCUCUGUAAAAUCUGUGCCGAGAACGACAAGGACGUUCGGCUCCAGCCAUGUGGGCACCUGCUGUGCAGGGACUGCCUGAACACCUGGCGGGUGAGUCUGACCUCUGACCCCUGA
Molecule: messenger RNA, 1255 nt
Organism: Chelonoidis abingdonii (Abingdon island giant tortoise)
Lineage: Eukaryota; Metazoa; Chordata; Testudines; Testudinidae
Gene: CBLC
Product: Cbl proto-oncogene C
Biological process (GO): negative regulation of epidermal growth factor-activated receptor activity; cell surface receptor signaling pathway
Cellular component (GO): membrane raft; plasma membrane
Molecular function (GO): receptor tyrosine kinase binding; SH3 domain binding; calcium ion binding
Source: RefSeq, a predicted model, not a curated record